AUGCCGAGUUCGCAGGCGAACACUCACGACCGUGAGGAUGCUACGAUGGCGGAUGUCCCUCCCAGCGCCCAGGUAGACGACCAGGAGAUGAAUGAGGAGACUGAGGAGGAGGAAGAGGAGCUUCCUACCCGAAUCAGGAUUCUCCCUGGCUCUGUGGAUAACGCUGCCUCUUUUGAGAUCUUGGACGAGGGACACACCCUUGGCAACGCUUUGCGAUGGGUCAUUAUGAAGAACCCUGAUGUCGAGUUCUGCGCGUACACUAUCCCUCACCCCUCGGAAUCCAAGAUGAAUGUCAGGAUCCAGACGUAUGAAGGAACCGCGGUAGACGCCCUGCAAAAGGGGCUUAGGGACCUCGCUGAUAUCUGCGAUGUCGUCUCCGCUGAGUUUACCGAGAAACUGGACGAGUUCAAAUCGUCGUAG
Molecule: messenger RNA, 420 nt
Organism: Scedosporium apiospermum
Lineage: Eukaryota; Fungi; Ascomycota; Sordariomycetes; Microascales; Microascaceae
Exons: 4
Coding region: 1-420 (139 amino acids)
Biological process (GO): DNA-templated transcription
Cellular component (GO): RNA polymerase I complex; RNA polymerase III complex
Molecular function (GO): DNA binding; DNA-directed RNA polymerase activity; protein dimerization activity
Source: RefSeq, a predicted model, not a curated record